AUGAAAUUCUUAAUGAGAGGUUUUUAUUUAGCAUCAUUAUGGGAUCCAGCCGUUGAAGCAACCAUUUUCUUUUUCCUGUUUACUUUGAAAGAAGUAGUUAUUUUAUUUACGGCGUGGUUUAUCAUCGAGGUAAAAAAUAUUGAAUUUGAUCCACUGCUGGGAUUUGUCUGUUCAACGAAUAAAACCUGUUUCGUAGACGGGAUUCACUGUCUUCCCUUGGAGGGGAAAAUAGCUUUAAACUCAGUUUUUCAAGAAUUUGAUAUAUCUUGGAAAGUAGAACUCAGUGAAGGACCGAAUUUCCUAGAUGACAUCAAACGAACCAAACGAUCUUCGAUUGUAUAUUGUCCAGUGUUAGCAGUUCCAUGGUUUGGGGUAGGUGGAGCAAAGUGUGAUAUCAGUGGUGCUUUGAAAGAAGCGUUUCAUCAAAAGAUAUCUAGCCUUAGCACUGCAUUUGGUUGUAUAGCCAACAUGUUCAACAACUCCAUAAAAGUAAUGGAGGAUGGUAGCAUGGUGCACAACUCUACAAUAAUUGGAGACAAUAUUAUUUUCAGAAUGAUGGAUCUUCAGCAGUAG
Messenger RNA from Helobdella robusta, 573 nucleotides. RefSeq lists its product as hypothetical. The record is from RefSeq and is a predicted model, not a curated record. The transcript has 3 exons. Bases 1 to 573 code for a protein of 190 amino acids. Lineage: Eukaryota; Metazoa; Annelida; Clitellata; Rhynchobdellida; Glossiphoniidae.